Talaromyces atroroseus is the source of this 1731-nucleotide messenger RNA. RefSeq lists its product as hypothetical. Gene Ontology annotation, biological process: positive regulation of transcription by RNA polymerase II. Bases 1 to 1731 code for a protein of 576 amino acids. Gene Ontology annotation, molecular function: DNA-binding transcription factor activity, RNA polymerase II-specific; sequence-specific DNA binding. Lineage: Eukaryota; Fungi; Ascomycota; Eurotiomycetes; Eurotiales; Trichocomaceae. The transcript is spliced from 2 exons. The record is from RefSeq and is a predicted model, not a curated record.
AUGGAAAAUCGAAUAAAAUGGCUGGAAUCUAUCAUUCGAGAGAGAUGCUCCAACAUUGACUUGAAUAAUGGCAUGGAGCAACCCUUAGAGGCUCUAGAUGAGCUGCCGACCGGAAACAGUACCCAACAUAGCGUACCCCAAACACGUUCUUCUGCUCGAGCUACAGCGCACGACUUAACGCAAGAAGUAUCUCACGGGGAUAGGCCUCAUGAGCAACCUGCAUUGCAACUUCCUAUUACCCAGGAAGAACCGCAGCAGGCGCACGAGAUUGGGUUAGUAUCGCUGUUCCGCGGAGAAGAUCCCCGGUACAUCGGUCCGUCUAGCGGAUACUCUUUCGCCAAACGGAUAUUCUCAAAUCCUGGUAGGCAUGGGAGACCGGAAUCUGCUAUGAGAGCAGAUGGAAUUGCCUCACGUUUUCCGGCCGAAUUAUUGAACCCCCCAGCAUCACUACCAGCACAGAAAGAGGUCGCUGUGGAGUUGUCGAUCAAGUACUUCGAGACAAUUCAUCUUCUUUACCCGUUUCUACAUCAACAGACCCACAUGGAGAUGCUUGGUAAUGUUUAUGGGCGACAGGAAGAAGACCCAAUAAGUAGCUUCCAGGUCUAUAUGGUUUUGGCCAUUGCUUCCCUGAAUCUGUCAAGAAAGUGCAAGCUGCAACUCCCCGCGGAAGGAUAUUAUGCGUCCGCAAUGAAGAAUGCGGACUAUGUCUGCCAACAUGGCUCAAUGGCGGCACUACAAUGCCUGCUGUUGCUGAUGUUCCCGCUGGAUAUUUCGGAUGCCGAUCUUAUUAGCGCUACACCAGGAGAGUCUGCAGUUAACAGGACGCCCUCGCAUAUGUCACUAUCAAUCCGCCUUUUCAGAUUGGCACAACUAAAUUCUGAGAUUAAAUACAUCAUGCAUAGUAUCAAUCGUGAUGUACCGCACUAUGCAUACCCCCCUGUCAAGGAUAUCUUUGCCUGGCAACGAGAUAUGAUGAAGACGCUUGAGGACUGGUAUUUUGAGGUGCCACAGCAGACCAGAAACUGGACGACGCAGUACUGUAACAUCAAAUACCAUGAGAUUAUGAUACUGCUAUUGCGGCCAAGUCCAGCGAUUCCCAGUCCAGCAGACGACAUUUUUGAACUUUGCUCUGAGCAUGCUUAUACUCUCCUCGCAUGUUUCGGUAAUCUGUAUGAGUCGGGAAAUCUUCUAUACAGCCGAUUUGUGGUACAUUCCAUUUUCCUUGGAACCUUAGUUGUGUUGCAUUGUAUCUGGAAGUUUCCUAGGACAGCUACCAAGUUUUCAGUCGACGAACUCAUAAUCAAAUUCAAUAUUUCGCAAAACAUUCUGAGCAGCAUUGGUGAGCACUGGGCCGAAGCCCUAGGUGCGCGCGAUUGUAUUGCGGAACUUUCAACAAUUACAGUUCAACGACUUCUGAAAAACCAAUCCUCAGCGGCGUCGACCUCUUUGCCAAGCCAACCCAGCAUGACAAUGAUGUGUUUGCAACAUCGUAGUGCCAGAGAACCUGCCUAUCGACACCUGGAGCAGUUCCCAGCAACUCCCAGGAGUAGCAAUGCACAGGGCCAAACGUUCUCGGAGGCAAACAUUAACCACCCGGCAGAGCCGUGGCCUACAACAUCCGAGUACCCGAAUUUGUUUGACGAUCUUUUACGGACAGAUUUGGAGGGAUGGAAUGGAACGUCCGAUAUUGACGGCUUGAUUAGCGAAGUGUUGAAUAUUCCGCACUUCUAA